AUGUUCGAUAUCGAAUGGCCGUUCGAAACUCACAUGGAUUUUAUUGGUCAAAAAAUGGCUGAACGUUUAUUUCAAGUCAUAAUUGUUGCUUUCGGUAUUGUUGGUUUUAUAUCUGGUUAUAUACUUCAACAGUAUUCGAUUACAAUUUAUAUUGUUCUAACAGGUCUUGCAGUAUCCGCAUUGUUAACAUUACCACCAUGGCCAAUGUAUCGAAAUCAUCCAGUUCAGUGGCAAAAACCAGACUUGGUAACAACAACAAGAGAUAAAGAAUAUAGUAGUAAAAGUGGCAGCAGUAAACCACCUAAAAAGGAGACAAGAAAAAAAACAAAGAAAGAUGAAUAG
Didymodactylos carnosus is the source of this 342-nucleotide messenger RNA. The record is from the annotation of a GenBank genome assembly. Lineage: Eukaryota; Metazoa; Rotifera; Eurotatoria; Philodinida; Philodinidae.